Messenger RNA from Papilio machaon (common yellow swallowtail), 717 nucleotides. RefSeq lists its product as uncharacterized. Lineage: Eukaryota; Metazoa; Arthropoda; Insecta; Lepidoptera; Papilionidae. Bases 12 to 653 code for a protein of 213 amino acids. The transcript has 5 exons. The record is from RefSeq and is a predicted model, not a curated record.
UAAUUAUUGCGAUGGCAGGUUGUUGUCAAUGUCCGACCGGCGGCCAGCAGGGCAGGCUGCCGCUGAUCUGUCUGGUGCCGCGAGGCGACGGCGCGGGCACGGCCGCGCCCCCGCCGUCUGCCGCGCCACCCGCGCCUGCCGCGCCCUCCGCAACCUCCGCCGGCGCCCCGGACUUCCCCUUGCUGGACGACGAGUACAUCAAGAAGCACUUCAAGCUACCGCCGCGUCCUCUCUAUCUAGACCCCUUCAGGAGGCCACUCAUCACGUUCCCGACCUCGCAGGAAGCGGCCACACACUUCAACAUGGCGCGCAAGACCAAGAUCAACCAGCAGAUUCUCGACGGGUACCUGGACCCGUCGGAGGCCAUCUCUGCACCUAGCGUGUUUCCAUAUUCGCAAAAGACGAAAGAAGCCGAUAAAACGAAAGCUGAAGAGGAAGAGGUCAUUUACAUCCUGCAACUGCCGGACUGGGAGUUCAAGUGCCCACUGCACGACCAAGUCGUCAAAACACCGAGAUUCAUCUGGCACUCUUGUAAGAAGUCGGAGCGGGAGAAGAAAAGUGGGGAGCCGAAGGCCGGAGGAGGGCCGUUACACCGUCCCAAGCCCUGGCUGCUUAGUCGGCACACGGAUUUCGACAUGUUGUCGCAAUGGUAGCCCCGCAAUCCAUAGACACCCGCAAGACCAGCAACGCAAACAUCUUAUUUGCUAUUAAAAUUGA